GCUGAGAGAGCAGCUAGUCUCCGACCUGCAGGCGUGCACUACCGGGCCUCUGCAAGACGCUCUCACGAGAACCAACCGUCCUGCCUUUGCCAGACUACAGCCUACAGGUGGCUGAACUAGCUGCAACAGCUUAAACAGGCCCGACAUGGGACUUUGCCUACUCUGGGAACGAGCAUAGGACCAUCUCCGUUGCCAUACUCCAGGACCCAGCGUUAAUUCCCAAACAUCUGCCCCUGGCUUUGUCCACAUCUAGUGUUCUCCUCUGACGACUGUUUGAGCUGGAAUCGCCUCUGGAGAGUUCUGACUCUCAAGGUUAGUGAAGCAACAGAUUUGCUUCGGUUGAAGCUAUCUCGUCUACAAGUGUCUUCCACACAUGUUUACGGUGUACCUUCACCCUGGGCUCCCCUCUGCUCGCGAGGAUUAGUUUCGCUGGCCGACAACAUUACAGUCGCUUCUCCGCACCCCCAAGGCCACGGCCGACACAUCUCACUGUAAACUAAUUGGACCUAGGAAAGUGGCGCACCGCUGUGAACUGGCAAAAGCCAAUCGGUUGGGAGUGUUCUCAUCUCCGCUGGACACGCGAUCAGGACGGGUCGGCAGGGUGCGAGUUUAGCAAAACCUUGUCGGUAACAUAAGGCUUCAGAGUUCCAACUGAGGAGAGGUUUUAGGGUCCUGCAUCAAGGUCUCGGUCAGCCAGCUGAUUUGCAAAACCGUGCUCCGUUCUGAGCAGAGGAGACGACGUGGCAGCCCAGGUGCCAGCUACGGGCGAUUUCAACCUGACAGGCUUCGACAUUUCAACAUUUACCUUGCAUCGCACAUCCAGUGAACCCUGACUAACAAAAUCGAUGGUUGCUGUUGACCAUUUGCCACAGAACUUAGAUGAAGACAGGACUAGUGACUUUUUGAACUGCUCGGAUUAGUACCAGGCACCAAUUAACAGCAGACGACGUUUUUUUUCCAUAUAACACAUCUUAAUCAAACCAAACGACCAUUAGAUCAUCAUUGGUAUGAUGAUGAGGUAAGCGUGUACGCACUGUGACUAUAACCGCUACAUCUGGACUCAUUGUUGACGGGGAGAAGCCGAGCGACGUGCGGAGUUUGUGGUGGAGUCAGACGAACGGAAGGACCGCGAAAAUCGAGUUGUCUGGGCGAUCCGUCACCAGGGCACGUUAGUGUGCUGCAGCAGGGCUGACAGCCCGCGGAAUUUUGUGCAGCGUCCAAUUGUCUUUGAAGGCCAAAUUGGACCUACAGGGAUUCUUGAUGGAGUGCCAUCCCAUCUAGAGAUCAGGUGAUCAUCUCGAUACGGGUGAGACAAGACAAGACGGCACAAGUCUGGUUCCGGGCAAGGAAACCUGUACUGUACCCUAAGGCUCCAUAGGAAAGCUUGACAGGAGAACGACUUGAGGACGGAGCAGCAGCCCUGCGGCGAGUGACCGACCAACUUGGCGUGCAGGAUAAUCGACUGCACAUGAGACCAGAACUUCUGUAUCACCAAGAACGUCACAGAUCGACACAAGUGUAACACUCGGGAAUUCUGCAGCAGCUACAGACGAGACCAGCCGAGAUUCGGAGAGGAAAUUCCAGCAGAUUGUUGUGAGGAAAUUUAGAUUUACGACCACUUCGGGAUUUCUGGAUUGAGGCUGUGUUCAAAGGAAACCGUAACUUGCCUGUGGACGUCACGGCUCGGACAUUUUGCGCGUCGGAAGAGAAGAACCACAAAAACGCAGUAGGUUGGACUCCGCGGACUAAUCAAUCGAUCCACGUGCGAGAGCCGCCCAUCACGUUUCACAGUUGAAACAUUGGUGUAGAGUUCGCGUUGUACAAUAGGUGAUCACCAUCAUCAAAAAUAGUAGUACCAGGCUUCCUCCUGAGUACAUUUCUAGCUUCUCAACGCAGUGACAACAUCACUGACUGAGACAGGACUCCAAUACAUUCCUCCGAACUUGGACUUGGUACCUCCGUCUGAAGUACCACACGUGUGAUACCACGGUCUGAAGAUGGCGGUACAAGUGAGUCUGAGGGUACUGCGGGUGCUGGUGACACUGCUGUCCUGUUACACACACCUGGGCAGAGUCAGGGCCACCUGGUGGCAAAUGGCAGUGGAUUCGAGAUUAUACAGCCUGUCCCGGGCGGAACUGUACAUAAUCGGGGCUCAGCCGCUGUGCACCACGCUGGCGGGCCUGUCCUCGGGACAGAGAAAACUGUGUAACCUGUAUCAGGACCACAUGUCGUCGGUGGGCAUCGGGGCCAGGCAGGGGAUAGAGGAGUGUCAGCACCAGUUUAGGGACCGGAGAUGGAACUGUACCACGUCAGACGAGGACUCCGUCUUUGGCAGGAUAGUCAACAUAGGCAGCAGAGAAGCGUCCUUCACGUACGCCAUAGCAGCAGCAGGUGUCGUCAACGCCGUCAGUAGAGCAUGCCGGGAAGGCGAGCUGACCACCUGCGGCUGCAGCAGAGCGAAGAGACCGAAGGACCUGAACAGAGACUGGCUGUGGGGAGGGUGUGGGGACGACGUGGAGUAUGGGUAUUACUUCGCGCGAGAGUUCGUGGACGCUCAAGAGAAGGAGAUCAUCCCGACGCCUGGAUCCCAAGCGCAUGCGCGGCAGCUGAUGAACAUGCACAACAAUGAAGCUGGCAGAAAGCUCACGUUCAGUAACGCGAGAGUUGCCUGCAAGUGUCACGGAGUUUCCGGGUCCUGCAGCCUGAAGACGUGCUGGCAGCAGCUGGCGGACUUCAGGACAGUCGGCAACCUGCUCAAGGACAAGUACGACGGCGCCAACGAGGUCAAGCUCAUCAAGAGGGGCAAGAGGUACCGCUUGGAUCGCCGCAACCCGAGAUUCAACGUCUUCACUGACGAGGAUCUGGUGUACCUGAACAAGUCACCUGACUACUGCAACGCGGAUCCGACCAUAGGUUCUCUGGGAACGCACGGCAGAGAGUGUAACAAAACCGGCCUGGGCACGGACGGGUGUAACCUCAUGUGCUGCGGGAGAGGAUACAACACGUUCAAACGGGAAAAGGUGGAAAGGUGCAACUGCAAGUUCCACUGGUGCUGUUACGUCAAAUGCAAAAGGUGUCGGUCAAUAGAAAACGUUUACGUAUGCAAAUAGCAGAGGCGCAACU
Molecule: messenger RNA, 3123 nt
Organism: Branchiostoma floridae (Florida lancelet)
Lineage: Eukaryota; Metazoa; Chordata; Leptocardii; Amphioxiformes; Branchiostomatidae
Product: protein Wnt-5b-like
Exons: 7
Coding region: 1998-3110 (370 amino acids)
Biological process (GO): neuron differentiation; cell fate commitment; multicellular organism development
Cellular component (GO): extracellular region
Molecular function (GO): cytokine activity; frizzled binding
Source: RefSeq, a predicted model, not a curated record